AUGUCUAUUUCUUUCCAUGCUCGUUCUAACAGUGUUCCUUCAAUGCAACACCCACAAGCUGCUUAUGUUGAUGAGCAGUUGGCCAGAUUGAGAUCUUCUGAGGCGGCUUCCAGCUCUUCUAUUUACCAAAGACUAAGCAACCUUCAAGACUUACAUGAUUCUCUUGACAAGAUGAUUCGCCUAUCAAUCACCAAUAAGGCUUUAUCUCAAUAUCAGAUUGAGAAGCUUCUUGAUGGAUCCCUUAGGAUCUUGGAUUUGUGCAAUAUGGCCAAGGACGCUUUAUCACAGAUGAAAGAAGGUCUCAAGGAGAUCCAGUCUAUUCUAAGAAGAAAACGUGGAGAUUUAUUCGCGGAGGUCAGGAAAUACUUAGCCACAAGAAAGGUCUUAAAGAAGUCAUUUCAAAAAGUACUCAAGAAUCUGAAAGUGAGCCAAAACAAAGAGAACUGCAAUAAAUUCUUGGUUGUGUUUGGAGAAGCAGAAGCUAUAACAAUUGCUUUGUUUGAAUCUAUGUUUAGCUUCAUGUCCGGAUCUAAGGCUUGUAGAAAAUGGUCUUUGGUCUCAAAGCUGAUGAGCCAGAACAAAGCUACAUGUGAAGAUGAAGCAAAUGAAUUUACAAGAUUGGACUCUGUGUUUGAAUCAGAGAAGUUACUGAAGAUAGAAGAUGUGCAGAUGCUAGAGUGGUGCAUUCAAGAUCUUGAAGAUGGAAUUGAGUCACUCUCAAAGUCAUUGAUCAAAUACAGAGUCUCACUUCUUAACAUCUUUUAG
Messenger RNA from Raphanus sativus (radish), 765 nucleotides. RefSeq lists its product as uncharacterized. The record is from RefSeq and is a predicted model, not a curated record. Gene Ontology annotation, biological process: shoot system development; root development. Lineage: Eukaryota; Viridiplantae; Streptophyta; Magnoliopsida; Brassicales; Brassicaceae. The coding region runs from base 1 to 765 and encodes 254 amino acids. The transcript has a single exon.